Molecule: messenger RNA, 3201 nt
Organism: Vitrella brassicaformis
Lineage: Eukaryota; Vitrellaceae
Source: the annotation of a GenBank genome assembly
AUCGACUGGAAGUACAAGGAGUUCAUCCUGAGGCUGUACGACCGGCAGACACAGGCAGCCGAGAGGGCGGCCCGUCUUCCUGGCUGACCGAGUCUGAAUUUUUUGUGUAAUUAAUUCGUCUGUUUUCGGAUGGAUCGAUGUCACUUGCUGAGCUGCAUCCAUGCCGUCACCUUCCCAUGUGUAUGUGUGUGUGUCCUUGAUUGGUGUAUGCAGUGUGUCUGGCGGGCAGCCGAGGGAGCCGUCAGUCAGUCAUCGACCAGCUGAUGCUGGUGCUGGUGGUGGUUCACACGACUUAUCACCCAUCGGGGGCAGACAGACAGACGGACGGACGGACGGACGGACAGGGAAAGUGGGACUUCUGUGGGCGGCCAUCUAUAUGGAUGGCCAUCAGAGAGCUGUUUUUGCUGGAUGUGGUGCGGCCGUAAAGACAAUUCAGCUCCAAACAUGAGUCUUGAUCGACAUCAUGUAAACAAAUGAGAAAAGCGCGCCAAAAGAGGAGAAAGGAGAAGAGGAAGGAAGAGAAAUACGCCGUUGUUGGUGCUGAAUAGUGGUGCCUGAGAGAGACGAGACGAGGCGAGGCGAGGCGAGGCGACGCGACGCGACGCGCGAGGAGCUGGCCGCUCGGCCAGCGAGCGGCCGUUCUGUCGCAAAAGCCAUCCAUUCUCCACACACUGCAAGGUGAGGAAGCGAGCAUGGGCAGCCACAGCCAUUCACUCUGCCUCUGUGUUCCAUCAGGUAGCUAUCCAUCCAUGGAUGAUCUUCGACAAGCCGUGGCGUGGUGCGUGUGGGGGGUGCGGCAAUUCGUGUGGCAUCUCCCAAGCCUCAUCUACGGGCUGACGGCAUGGGCGCGUCUGCACCCUGCAAAGGGCAACCUCAUUGGGCUGGCCGCUAGCUUCAUCGGAGGCGUCAUCACCAACACAGGCUACCACCUCAUGCGCAGCGCCAACGAUUGUGUGUGGUUUGUCGGUGUUUGGGUACUGGUCCGCCUGGGCAAUGCCAUACAUUUGUGGGCGCUUUCCGUCGCCCCUGCCUCCACUGUGUACCCAUCCAACGCUGCAGCUCUCAUGGUGUCGCCAUUCAUUGGAUACGUGAGCAACAGACGCACAGAGAGAGAGAGAGAGAGAGCAGUGUGCGUGGCCGGUUUCCAUUCCAUGAGUGUGUGUGCGUGUGUUUGUGUGUGCAGCUCUGUUUCAACGAUAAGAUCAAGUGGUUUCGGCACAUUCCGGUGAUCGCCGGCAUGAUUGUAGGCAUUGCCUUCACGUCGCUGGCUCCAUCCUUCGCCAAGACACCGCACAAACAUACGGUAGAUGACACCACUAAAGUGGGCGGGUGUCAACAAAUGCAGCCAUCCAUUGCGUCAUGUGUGUGUCAGGUCGGUUCUGACGUGUUGUUUCAUCGCUCCACGGCGUACAACUGGUACAUCGUCGUGUAUCUCAUCUGCGGCACACUUCUAGAAAUCAAAAGAUACGAAACGCAGGAGUCCCUCGAGUAACUGGACGAGACACACACUGUCACACACACAGACAGACACACACUUGAGGCUCAUUUGUGUGCGGUUCUGUAGAGUGGCCAACUACUACGACACGGCGCUGUCCUUUGGGGUGAUGCGUCCAUCUGAAUACUUCGAGCGGCUGUGGGGUAAAUGAAAGACACACACACAGACACAUACACACACAAGGGAGGGAGGGAGGGAGGGAGGGAGUGAGGGACAGGGAGACACACACACACACACGCAUUUGUUCACUUGUCUCGUCCAGCCGUUCUGUAUGGUAUCGCGGCGGGACAUUGGGGCUGCCAGGUCGGCCUUGAGCUCAAACAGACAAUCGAGGUUGGAUAAAUGGCAGGCACAUACACAUACCAGAGACGUGAUGCUCUCUCUGUCUCUCUCUCCCUGUGCAGCUAGGUGUGGAGAGUCACCGUACGCGCAUUAUCCCCUGGGGUCCGAUGGGGUGGUCGCUCUUCAUCUUGGCAUACUCGGCAUUCCUACAGGUACCCCUCAUAUGGACGCCUCCUCGCCCACCACUCACUGGUGUGUGUGUCUCGUCGUCAUGUGCAGUUCGGGAUAGUUGGUGACGGACUAGAGUACACGGAGAAGGCCACCGAAGUGAUUACGGCAUUUUCCGCCAGCAUGUGCCUCUGGGGCACACUUGGAGGUGAGAGGCAUCCACCAUGACAUCACACCACAAGCUCGUGUGUGUGUGCGUCGAUAUGUACAUGCACAUCGAUCAAAGGGCUCGUGAAGUUUCAUGAGAUUGAGGCCCUCGGCGCUGCGUCGAAGUGGCUGCUUGCCCUGGGUGUGCCGCACUGAUACACACAUACAUGUGUACGUCCAUGUGUAAUACUUACAUAUGCCUCUUCGCAGGGGUCGCCCUCAUCGUGUUCUGCGGCGCGUGUCUGGCGUUCGAAAUGCGCGAACUUGAGGAGAUCGGGUACGUGCGCGAGCAGGAGAGCGUCUCUGUUUGUGUGCGAUGCUUUGACGGUAUGUGUGUUAUGUAUGUGUCUGCAGCAUGUUCUGUGGCCGCCGUGCGUGUGCGUGCCUCCACUUCUGCGCCGCCAGGAUUCGAAGCUAUGCUGAACGUACCCGUCGUUGCGUUACAUUCUGCAUCGACCACAUUUGCCAGUGCCUCCGCCGCCGGCCCACCUGAGCACAUACAGACCAAGUAAACUGUCCAAGUGCACCAACGAGCCGAGCACGACUCACGGUCGUGUGCGUGUGUGUGUGUGUGUGUGGUUGUUAGGAGGGAGCCCGAGAGGGAGGAUGUAGCAGUGCAGCCGGUGUAUAUCUGGGGUGAGGGUGCAGUGAUGUAAGAGUGGCUGCCUAGUCAGUACGUGCGCUCAUGAUUGUGAAGUGAGGUACUUACUGGCUACUUCUCUGUGACGUCUGUGUAUACCUCAGCAGCAUUGCUUGAUUGACCAGCCUGGCCAGCCAGCCCAACAACACAAAGCAGCAGGCGCAUCUGAUCUGUGUGGGACGCACGCAGCCAGCCUUGAUCAGCAUGCAUUGAGGUUCCUUUCGUGUACAUUCAUUGAAUGUUUUUCUCCACCUACAGAAGAGUGCUGCCCCCCACACCAGUAAGAUACAUCCAGAGAAAAGGCACCAACGCUCAAUGUGCGGUUCAAAACACGGAGAAUGAGAAGCAGGGGCCACCCAACAGACCAAUAGCCACAAUAGCUUCUUGUUGUACAUCAAGGCUUACUCGC